This is a messenger RNA of Emiliania huxleyi CCMP1516, 734 nucleotides long. RefSeq lists its product as hypothetical. The annotation marks the transcript as partial. The record is from RefSeq and is a predicted model, not a curated record. NCBI's taxonomy places the organism in Eukaryota, Haptophyta, Isochrysidales, Noelaerhabdaceae. The transcript is spliced from 3 exons.
AUGCCCAGCUUAGAGGCCGAGAAGGCUGCGCGGGCCUUCGGCAGCACCGCUCGCAUCUCGGCAGUCCCCAAAUCGCACCGCAAACCCUUCUACGCUAGAAAGAACUCUCUCGGCUGCGCCUACUCGGUAACGGUGUGCGUGCUCGUCUCGACGACGAUCGUGAUCAACCACCUCAUCUUCGGAUUCUCGCAGCUGGCUGGCGCCGACAUGGCGCGCCUCCCGUCCCGCGCUGCUGCCGCGUCGCCGCGGCGCUGCCCUCGCCCGCGUCGCAUCGAGGGUGGGAACAAGGCGUCGACCAACCCGGACUACUGGGACCCGGACGCCGGGCUGUUCAAGGCGGUCUUCGACGUGGGGCUCACCUUCAACGCGACGAGUCAAGACGCGGUCGAGCUGCAGGCCUUUGCGUACAGCCAGCUCUGCCAGCACACGCCCUACUACCCGGAGAUCGACUGCGAGCUGCAGUCGGACCAGAUGUCGGUGUGCGUGGUCCUCAAGUGCAAGCAGUUCCAGAUGUCCAAGCAGGCGGUGCAGAUGUCCUACAUGUACUCGAUCUGGGAGCUCUGGGAGAUGAAGACGAUUGAGCCGCUGCCCGGGGAGCCCGCCGAGUCCAUCUCGACGGCCAACGUGACCAAGGAGUACGGCAAGCCGGGCGCCGUGGUCCUCUUUGGCUUCUCGUUCGUCUGGCCGCACGUGAAGCUCGCGCUGCUGCACCUCUUCUUCUACCUCCCGAUGAC